Molecule: messenger RNA, 1717 nt
Organism: Salvia miltiorrhiza (redroot sage)
Lineage: Eukaryota; Viridiplantae; Streptophyta; Magnoliopsida; Lamiales; Lamiaceae
Exons: 4
Coding region: 261-1397 (378 amino acids)
Source: RefSeq, a predicted model, not a curated record
GGACGACUCUGAUCCAUUAUUCAUAUCCAAUGGCUCAUCUUCUUUGUGUCGUUUGGCUUCCCUCUUUGUUUCUAAAACACCCAUUAUUAUUUCCUUAAAGAUCCCUCUUUUAACCUUCGCUAAUUCUCCUUGUCCCUCCCUCGUCUGCAUCUUCAUUUACAGAGUUUGGGGAGACAGCAGCAUAUUCAAGAGAAGAGCUGUUAUCUUGUAAGGUGUUGUGAGAUCAUAUUGGGGUGAAGGAGCUGGUGUUUCUGUGGAAAAUGGAUUGGUCAGAAAAUAAUUGGUGCAUAAAAUGUGAUAAAGGUGGGAAUGUGCUGCUUUGCAGUGAAAACGGUUGUCCUUUAGCUGUUCAUGAAGGAUGUUUGGGGUGUCCAGCUAGAACAGAUGAUGCAGGCCGCUUCUAUUGCCCCUAUUGUUUGUACAAGCAAGCUGUUGCUGAGUCGCGUAAAGCAAGAGAAUAUGCUUUGUUAAGGAAGAAAGCUUUGUUGAUCUUUAUGGACGGCAGUGAAAAAGAUACAGGAGAAAAUAAAGCAUGUGAAGACAAUGGGCAUGAUCAAUCAAAAACUAGUGGCUAUGUAAAUGAUGCAUCAUGUGACGGUGGUAAAAGUAAGUCUAACAAUGAUGGAAUUAUCGAUCAACCUUUUCCACUUGGUGAAGAAGAAAAGAUCUGCAUUGCAGAAAAAGAUUAUGAUACUACUGCUGGCUCCAAAGGUGAGGAUCAUUCACUUAUGAUGAAUGUGGAGAAUGGUAAUAGAACUGUGGAAGAAAAACAGACUCAGAAAGAUGAAUGUGAACCUUCUGUAGAAGAAAAAAAUGUUCAGGAAGAGGAGCGUGAAGCUUCUGUUGAAGAAGUAAAUGUUGAGGAAGAGGAACAUGAAGCUUCUGUAGAAGAAGAAAAAAUUCAGGAAGAGGAUUGUGAAACUUCGUCUGAUUCCACCAACCAAGACCCCUCACUUACUGUACCUGCAAGACCUAAGAGAGGAUCAAAAAGGAGCAAGCCUGUGGACAAAGAGUCCGAAGCUGUUCCAGUGCAAAGUAAACUUCUCAAACAGCAUGAUAAGAAGCAGGCAUCUCCAGCUGUGACUCCUACCAGGAGAUCUGCUAGACGAUCAUCUUUGGCCACGGAAACUGGAAAAGUAGUAAAAGAAAAAUUCCCUUCUCCUAGGUCGGUGAGAAAACCUGAUAAGCCAUCAGAAAAACCAUUUAGCAAGGCGAAACGUAGGAGACUAAUGUGGACGGCGGAAGAAGAAGAAGCACUCACUGCUGCAGUGAAUAGAUAUUCGAACGAAGCAAAAAUCCCUUGGAGCAAAAUCUUGGAAGAAAGCAAAAGCUUCGAUGUAACUCGGACUCCAGCUGAUCUUAAGGAUAAAUGGAAGAACAAAAUGUCGUGGAAGUAAGAGAGGCCGAAGAAUUUCUGUAGUUUGGCAACUUGGAGGAUGGUGAUGAAGGUGUAUAUAUGGGCAGAAAGCAUCUCAACAAUCUCAAAACUCUUUUUUGUAUCGCUUUAUUAGUCAGUGUUUUGAUAUUUUGACUAAUUUUCGCCAUUUGCCGAGUAACCUUGGCAUUAGUUGCGUGUAAACUAUCUCUGUAGGUCUUAACUCAGCAGUUGCAGUAAUCAUUUUGGUUAUGUAGUAUUAGCAAGCAUAUGGUUGUCAAAUUAUUAUGUAUAUUCUUUUGCUUCUUGAUUAGUGCUGAAAGACAACGAAAACGUACUUAA